Messenger RNA from Piliocolobus tephrosceles (Ugandan red Colobus), 6689 nucleotides. It is a transcript of the gene FCGBP, whose product is annotated as Fc gamma binding protein. Bases 61 to 6525 code for a protein of 2154 amino acids. The record is from RefSeq and is a predicted model, not a curated record. The transcript has 15 exons. Lineage: Eukaryota; Metazoa; Chordata; Mammalia; Primates; Cercopithecidae. Gene Ontology annotation, molecular function: protein binding.
UCCUCAUUGUUGUUCCUGGCAGGAGCCAAAGGAAGGAAUCUAGCCACUAAACCAGCAGAUAUGACCACAUGCCACCUCCCGCCUCGCUGCCCACACCCCCACCCCACCCUGCCUCCACCCAGGGACCCAGGUGUUCAGCUUUCUGCUCCCCAGCUAUCUCCCUCAGAGACCCCACCCUUCCAGGACCAAACUUUCCAGAAGGCAUCCAGGGAAUGGCCAGGAGCCGUCCUCACUUCCUUCUUGGAACCCAGGCAUCCAGAAUCACCAUCCCUCCUUCCCAGGCCUUCACAGUUUCCCAUUUCAUCUGGCCCUAAGGAUGGCAGCCUCCUCCAGGAAGUUGGCAUCAUCUGCCUGGCACAUGACCCAGGGUGUGGCCUGAGGGGCCCAGAAACUCCACUAUAUAGCCCUGCCACAGGGCAGGCCCUGCAGCUCCAGGAACCUGCAGCCAUGGGUGCCCUGUGGAGCUGGUGGAUACUCUGGGCUGGAGCAACCUUCCUGUGGGGAAUGACCCAGGAGGCUUCAGUGGACCUCAAGAACACUGGCAGGAACGAAUUCCUCACAGCCUUCCUGCAGAACUAUCAGCUGGCCUACAGCAAGGCCUACCCCUGCCUGCUUAUCUCCAGUCUGUCAGAGAGCCCGGCUUCUGUCUUCAUCCUCAGCCAGGCAGACAAAACCUCAAAGAAUGUCACAGUGAGGCCUGGGGAGUCUGUCAUGGUCAACAUUAGUGCCAACGCUGAGAUGAUAGGCAGCAAGAUCUUCCAGCACGCGGUGGUGAUCCACUCUGACCAUGCUAUCUCUGUGCAGGCACUAAAUGCCAAGCCCAACACAGCAGAGCUGACACUGCUGCGGCCCAUCCAGGCCCUGGGCACCGAGUACUUUGUGCUCACACCCGCCAGCACCUCAGCCAGGAAUGUCAAGGAGUUUGCCGUGGUGGCCGGUGCCGCAGGUGCUUCGGUCAGUGUCACGCUGAAGGGGUCAGUGACAUUCAAUGGCAAGUUCUAUCCAGCAGGCGAUGUCCUAAGUGUGACUCUAGAGCCCUACAAUGUGGCCCAGCUACAGAGCUCAGUGGAUCUCUCGGGGUCAAAGGUCACAGCUAGUAGCCCCGUGGCUGUCCUCUCUGGCCACAGCUGUGCCCAGAAACAUACGACCUGUAACCAUGUGGUCGAGCAGCUGCUACCCACAUCUGCCUGGGGCACCCACUAUGUAGUACCCCCGCUGGCCUCCCAGUCCCGCUAUGAUUUGGCCUUCGUUGUGGCCAGCCAGGCCACACAGCUGACCUAUAACCAUGGGGGUAUCACUGGCUCCCGUGGGCUCCAGGCAGGUGAUGUGGUAGAGUUUGAGGUUCGGCCAUCCCGGUCACUCUACCUGUCUGCAAAUGUGGGCAUCCAGGUCCUGCUGUUUGGCACAGGUGCCAUAAGGAAUGAAGUGACUUAUGACCCCUACCUGGUCCUGAUCCCGGAUGUGGCGGCCUACUGCCCUGCCUAUGUGGUCAAGAGUGUACCAGGCUCUGAGGGCGUGGCCCUGGUGGUGGCACAGACAAAGGCUACCAGCGAGCUGACCAUAGAUGGGCAUGCAGUGGGGGCCAAGCUCCCCUGGGUGGCUGUGCCAGGCAGUGAGUUCUCGUAUGCUGAAGUGGAGCUAGGCACGGCUGACACGAUCCACACGGCCGAGGCCACCACCAACUUCGGGCUGCUCACCUUUGGACUGGCCAAGGCUACAGGCUACGCAACAGCAGCUGAUUGCGGUCGGACUGUGGUGUCCCCAGUGAAGCCCUCCUGCGAAGGCGUGCAGUGUGCAGCUGGGCAGCGCUGCCAGGUGGUAGACGGGAAGGCCAAGUGUGUGGCAGAGUCUACUGCUGUCUGUCGCGCCCAGGGCGACCCCCAUUACACCACCUUCGACGGCCGUCGCUACGACAUGAUGGGCACCUGUUCGUACACGAUGGCAGAGCUGUGCAGUGAGGACGACACCCUGCCUGCCUUCAGUGUGGAGGCCAAGAACGAGCACCGGGGCAGCCGCCGCGUCUCCUACGUGGGCCUCGUCACUGUGCAUGCCUACAGCCACUCCGUGUCGCUGACCCGCGGGGAAGUUGGCUUCGUCCUAGUUGACAAACAGCGCUCGCGCCUGCCAGUCUCCCUGAGCGAGGGUCGCCUGCGUGUGUACCAGAGCGGACUGCGGGCUGUGGUGGAGCUGGUCUUUGGGCUGGUGGUCACUUAUGACUGGGACUGCCAGCUGGCACUCAGCCUGCCCGCGCGCUUCCAAGACCAGGUGUGCGGGCUGUGUGGCAACUAUAAUGGUGACCCAGCAGACGACUUCCUCGCGCCUGACGGGGAUCUGGCUCCUGACGCCAUGGAGUUCGCAAGUAGCUGGAAGCUGGACGAUGGGGACUACCUGUGUGAGGAUGGCUGCCAGAACAACUGUCCCUCCUGCACCCCAGGCCAGGCCCAACACUAUGAGGGCGACAGACUCUGUGGCAUGCUGACCCAGCUUGAUGGCCCCUUCGCUGUCUGCCAUGACACCCUGGACCCCAGGCCCUUCCUGGAGCAGUGUGUAUAUGACCUGUGUGUGGUCGGUGGGGAGCGGCUCAGUCUGUGCCGUGGCCUCAGCGCCUAUGCCCAGGCCUGUCUGGAGCUUGGCAUCUCAGUUGGGAACUGGAGACCUCCAGCCAACUGCCCCCUGUCCUGCCCAGCCAACAGCAGCUAUGAGCUCUGCGGCCCUGCCUGCCCGGCCUCCUGCAACGAGGCUGCGGCGCCGUCCAACUGCUCUGGGCGCCCCUGCGUAGAGGGCUGCGUGUGCCUCCCGGGCUUCGUGGCCAGCGGCGGCGCCUGUGUGCCGACCUCGUCGUGCGGCUGCACCUUCCAGGGUCUCCAGCUCGCUCCGGGCCAGGAGGUGUGGGCGGACGAGUCGUGCCAAAGGCGCUGCACCUGCAACGGCGCCACCCAUCAGGUGACCUGCCGCGACACACAGGGCUGCCCGGCGGGUGAGAUCUGCAGCGACCAGAAUGGGCUCCUGGGCUGCUACCCCAAUCGCUUCGGGACCUGUCAGGGGUCCGGGGACCCACACUAUGUGAGCUUCGACGGCCGGCGCUUCGACUUCAUGGGCACCUGCACGUACCUGCUGGUCGGCUCAUGCGGCCAGAACGCAGCGCUGCCCGCCUUCCGGGUGCUGGUGCAAAACGAGCAUCGGGGCAGCCAGACUGUGAGCUACACGCGCGCCGUGCUGGUGGAGGCCCGCGGGGUGAAGGUGGCGGUGCACCGGGAGUACCCCGGGCAAGUGCUGGUGGAUGACGUCCUUCAGUACCUGCCCUUCCAAGCAGCAGAUGGGCAGGUGCAGGUGUUCCGCCAGGGCAGGGACGCCGUCGUGCGCACGGACUUUGGUCUGACUGUCACCUAUAACUGGGAUGCACAAGUGACUGCCAAGGUGCCCAGCAGCUAUGCUGAGGCCCUGUGUGGACUCUGUGGGAACUUCAAUGGGGACCCAGCUGACGACCUGGCUCUGCGGGGUGGGGGUCAAGCUGCCGAUGCACUGGCUUUUGGGAACAGCUGGCAAGAAGAGACGAGGUCCGGCUGUGGAGCAACUGAACCAGGUGAUUGUCCCAAGCUGGACUCCCUGGUGGCCCAGCAGCUGCAGAGCAAGAAUGAGUGUGGAAUCCUUGCCGACCCCAAUGGGCCCUUCCGAGAGUGCCACAGCAAGCUGGACCCCCAGGGUGCCGUGCGCGACUGUGUCUAUGACCGCUGCCUGCUGCCAGGCCAGUCUGGGCCACUAUGUGAUGCAUUGGCCACCUAUGCUGCUGCAUGCCAGGCUGCUGGAGCCACAGUGCACCCCUGGAGGAGUGAAAACCUUUGCCCACUGAGCUGUCCACCCCACAGCCACUAUGAGGCGUGUUCCUACGGCUGCCCGCUGUCCUGUGGAGACCUCCCAGUGCGCGGAGGCUGUGGCUCAGAAUGCCAUGAGGGCUGCGUGUGCGAUGAGGGCUUUGCGCUCAGUGGUGAGUCCUGCCUGCCUCUGGCCUCCUGUGGCUGCGUACACCAGGGCACCUACCACCCGCCAGGCCAGACCUUCUACCCUGGCCCCGGAUGUGAUUCCCUUUGCCACUGCCAGGAGGGCGGCCUGGUAUCCUGUGAGCCCUCCAGCUGCGGCCCGCACGAGGCCUGCCAGCCAUCCGGUGGCAGCUUGGGCUGUGUGGCCGUGGGCUCUGCCACCUGCCAGGCGUCGGGAGACCCACACUACACCACCUUCGAUGGCCGCCGCUUCGACUUCAUGGGCACCUGCGUGUAUGUGCUGGCUCAGACCUGCGGCACCCGGCCUGGCCUGCAUCGGUUUGCCGUCCUGCAGGAGAACGUGGCCUGGGGUAAUGGGCGAGUCAGUGUGACCAGGGUGAUCACAGUCCAGGUGGCAAACUUCACCCUGCGGCUGGAGCAGGAACAGUCCCACGCUGAGACCCCCAUUUUCCCACUCAGGGCCUCCCCAGAUCCCAACUCAAAUGCCUACCUGACUCAUGCCCAUCUUGUCCCCACAGCCUUCCAGUGCCCUGCCCACAGCCACUACGAGCUCUGCGGUGACUCCUGCCCCGUGAGCUGCCCGAGCCUCUCAGCACCUGAGGGCUGUGAGUCGGCCUGCCGUGAAGGCUGUGUCUGCGAUGCUGGCUUUGUGCUCAGUGAUGACACCUGUGUACCUGUGGGCCAGUGUGGCUGCCUCUAUGAUGGCCGCUACUACCCGCUGGGUGAGGCCUUCUACCCGGGCCCUGAGUGUGAGCGGCGCUGUGAGUGUGGGCCAGGUGGCCAUGUCACCUGCCAGGAGGGCACGGCCUGUGGGCCCCAUGAGGAGUGCCGGUUAGAGGAUGGUGUCCAGGCCUGUCAUGCCACAGGCUGUGGCCGCUGCCUGGCCAAUGGGGGCAUCCACUACGUCACCCUUGACGGCCGUGUCUUCGACCUGCAUGGCUCCUGCUCCUAUGUCUUGGCCCAAGUCUGCCAGCCGAAGCCUGGGGAUGAGGACUUUUCCAUCGUGCUUGAAAAGAAUGCAGCUGGAGAUCCCCAGCGCCUCCUGGUUACUGUGUCUGGCCAGGUUGUCAGCCUAGCUCAGGGGCAGCAGGUCACCGUGGACGGCGAGGCUGUGGCCCUGCCUGUGGCCGUGGGCCAUGUGCGGGUGACCGCCGAAGGCCGAAACAUGGUUCUGCAGACGACCAAGGGGCUGCGGCUUCUCUUUGAUGGCGAUGCCCAUGUCCUCAUGUCCAUCCCCAGCUCCUUCCAUGGAAGGCUCUGUGGCCUCUGUGGGAACUUCAAUGGCAACUGGAGUGAUGACUUUGUCCUGCCCAAUGGCUUGGCAGCGUCCAGUGUGGAGACCUUCGGGGCUGCAUGGCGGGCGCCCAGCUCCUCCAAGGGCUGUGGCGAGGGCUGCGGGCCCCAAGGCUGCCCCGUGUGCUCAGCAGAGGAGACUGCACCCUAUGAGAGCAACGAGGCCUGCGGGCAGCUCUGGAACCCCCAGGGACCCUUCGCCACCUGCCAGGCUGUGCUGAGUCCCUCUGAGUACUUCCGCCAAUGUGUGUACGACCUGUGCGCGCAAAAGGGUGACACAGCCUUCCUGUGCCGCAGCCUGGCAGCCUACACGGCGGCCUGUCAGGCAGCCGGCCUGGCCGUGAAGUCCUGGAGGACAGAAAGCUUCUGCCCGCUCCAGUGCCCCGCCCACAGCCACUACUCCAUCUGCACACACACCUGCCAGGGUUCCUGUGCAGCUCUCUCUGGCCUCACGGGCUGCACCACCCGCUGUUUUGAGGGCUGUGAGUGUGACGACCGCUUCCUGCUUUCCCAGGGUGUCUGCAUCCCUGUCCAAGAUUGUGGCUGCACCCAUAAUGGCCGAUACUUGCCAGUGAACUCCUCCCUGCUGACCUCAGACUGCAGCAAGCGCUGUUCCUGUUCCUCAAGCUCCGGCCUGACAUGCCAGGCAGCUGGCUGCCCAUCAGGCCGCGUAUGUGAGGUCAAGGCUGAAGCCCGGGACUGCUGGGCCGCCCGUGGUCUCUGUGUCCUGUCUGUGGGUGCCAACCUCACCACCUUUGAUGGGGCCCGUGGUGCCACCACCUCUCCUGGUGUCUAUGAGCUCUCUUACAGCUGUCCAGGACUACAGAAGACCAUCCCCUGGUACCGUGUAGUUGCUGAAGUCCAGACCUGCCAUGGCAAAACUGAGGCUGUGGGCCAGAUCCACAUCUUCUUCGAGGAUGGGAUGGUGACGGUGACCCCAAACAAGGGUGUGUGGGUGAAUGGUCUCCAAGUGGAUCUCCCAGCUGAGAAGUUAGCAUCUGUGUCCGUGAGUCGUACACCUGAUGGCUCCCUGCUAGUCCGCCAGAAGGCAGGGGUCCAGGUGUGGCUUGGAGCCAAUGGGAAGCUGGCUGUGAUGGUCAGCGAUGACCAUGCUGGGAAACUGUGUGGGGCCUGUGGAAACUUUGACGGAGACCAGACCAAUGAUUGGCGUGACUCCGAGAAGUCAGUGAUGGAGAAAUGGAGAGCACAGGACUUCUCCCCAUGUUAUGGCUGAUCAGUUGUCUACCGGGAAUGAAGACUUCCUGAAGAAGACCUGAUCCUCCUGGAGGUUGCAGUGGCUGAAGGAUGCAUCAUGUGCUCCUACCCUGCUCUACCACUUUUCUGGGUCGCAGAGGCCAAAUGUGAGAGCAUUGAAUAAAUUUCUUAAGCUAAGCUGCA